Messenger RNA from Tuber aestivum (summer truffle), 1357 nucleotides. The record is from the annotation of a GenBank genome assembly. Lineage: Eukaryota; Fungi; Ascomycota; Pezizomycetes; Pezizales; Tuberaceae.
GAAAGAAAAGAGGGGGGGUGGAGGAUGUCUGGUGAAUCCUACUCCUCUCUCCGGCCUUUUAGACUAGGGAUUUCCCCCUCGAGAUUUGUUUUUUGCUCCCCCCCUGUGUGCACAGACUCGCGAACCCCUCAUGGCCAACUCGAAAGAACAGAUCCUGAAGCGUUUAGGCAUAUCCGAAGGCGUAUACUCUCAAAUUCGUGUCAGUAAAGCCAUUUUUUCUUUACCGGCAUCCUUCUUCCAACAUAAAGAGAACACCCAUCACCAAGACUCUCCCCCUCUCCUCUCGAGAUCAAGAGGUUGCGAUAAACGGCUCGGACUGAUUUGAGUGAAUGUGUUGCGUUGUUUAGGAAUUUUUGCGAAAGAACGUUGAUUGGGCGGCAUUUGCUGGCGGUUACGAGGGGUUCACCGCUCUGCCCGAAGAAAAUCUGGCCGAAUUGAAAAGAAAACUUAUUGAAAAAUUUCCCGCGCUUGAUGGUAAAGAUGAGGAGAUUACGUGGAUUAUCAAGAGACGAUAUAGGAACCACCAAACCAUCAAAAAGCGUAAAGAGAGACGGAACAAAAGAACCCGCGCUUGUUGCCAUUCUCCUCUACCUCCCACAAGUGACGCAUUCCCUUUUCGUGCCAUCUCCAUUCGUGUCUUUUUGUUUGGCAAUAAAUGAUAGAGCAAAAAGGAAACUAAUCAUUAGGCGGUGUUGGUUGAUUGUAGGCCCCGCCAGUAGUAACGGUGACCGAAAAUUGGACCAAGAAAACCUCUGCUCGUUGAGGGUCGACGAAUCGAGGACUAUUCAUCACGUCGACAUCGAUAAGAGGAGAUUUUUUAGUAUCCGUUUCCUGCUGAAUCCGAUAUGAUUUGUAUCUUUAGACUAGCUUUUUGUUUUUGGUAGGUUUACCCCCUGUGUUUGCCAAAGAUUAUCCACUUCUUGUGAGUAUAAAUGCUAAAUUCCCCGAUCGACUCAGCAGGCCCUUGGGACUAGUUUAUACUGAUCGUCAAGACGGAGUAUUUGGGAGUAUCGGAGGGAUCACGAAGUCAAUGAAAUCAAUGAUCUGCCAUAUCUAUAGCGUGCAUAAGUCGACAGUAUAGUUAGCUUUUCUAACCCGGUCACUAGGCGGGUUACCCCCCCACCUCCCUACCGUUCAUCUCGGGAAGGGAAAGAGGGGCGCGGGAUCAAGGAGGGAGCAUAUCUUUAUGAAUCCUGAAUCUUCUCAAGAUUGAGUAACUGGUGGUUCUGAUGUGUUGGUAAAUACACAACGCAUUGAUCGCCCAUAGAUAGAUACCCGACCCAAUGCAGCCACUUCAUCUACAGCCUUAUGGGGUAGACUUGAAGGCUCGGCCAAAUUCAAGCUAUUUCCUAUCUCC